CCCGCCCUACCACCAGCAGCACCACCAAGGGCCCCCGCCUGGCGGGCCCGGCGGUCGCAGCGAGGAGAAGAUCUCAGACUCCGAGGGGUUUAAAGCCAACUUGUCUCUCUUGAGGAGGCCUGGAGAGAAAACUUACACACAGCGUUGUCGGUUGUUUGUUGGGAAUCUACCUGCUGAUAUCACGGAAGAUGAGUUCAAAAGAUUAUUUGCUAAAUAUGGUGAACCAGGAGAAGUUUUUAUCAACAAAGGCAAAGGAUUCGGAUUUAUUAAGCUUGAAUCUAGAGCAUUGGCUGAAAUUGCUAAAGCUGAACUUGAUGAUACACCCAUGAGAGGUAGACAGCUUCGGGUUCGAUUUGCCACACACGCUGCUGCCCUUUCAGUUCGAAAUCUUUCACCUUAUGUUUCUAAUGAGCUGUUGGAAGAAGCUUUUAGCCAGUUUGGUCCUAUUGAAAGGGCUGUUGUUAUUGUGGAUGAUCGUGGAAGAUCUACAGGGAAAGGCAUUGUUGAAUUUGCUUCUAAACCAGCAGCAAGAAAAGCAUUUGAAAGAUGCAGUGAAGGUGUUUUCUUACUGACAACAACACCUCGUCCGGUCAUUGUGGAACCCCUUGAACAGUUAGAUGACGAAGAUGGUCUUCCUGAAAAACUUGCACAGAAGAAUCCAAUGUAUCAAAAGGAGAGAGAAACCCCUCCUCGGUUUGCCCAGCAUGGCACAUUUGAGUAUGAAUAUUCUCAGCGGUGGAAGUCCCUGGAUGAAAUGGAAAAACAGCAACGGGAACAAGUUGAAAAAAACAUGAAAGAUGCAAAAGACAAAUUGGAAAGUGAAAUGGAAGAUGCCUAUCACGAACAUCAGGCAAAUCUUUUGCGUCAAGAUCUGAUGAGACGCCAGGAAGAAUUAAGACGCAUGGAAGAACUUCACAAUCAAGAAAUGCAGAAACGUAAAGAAAUGCAAUUGAGGCAGGAGGAGGAACGACGUAGGAGGGAAGAAGAGAUGAUGAUUCGUCAACGUGAGAUGGAAGAACAAAUGAGACGCCAAAGAGAGGAAAGUUACAGCCGGAUGGGCUACAUGGAUCCAAGAGAAAGAGACAUGAGAAUGGGUGGUGGAGGAGCAAUGAACAUGGGAGAUCCCUAUGGUUCAGGAGGCCAGAAAUUUCCACCUCUAGGUGGUGGUGGUGGCAUAGGUUAUGAAGCUAAUCCUGGAGUUCCACCAGCAACUAUGAGUGGUUCCAUGAUGGGAAGCGACAUGCGUACUGAGCGCUUUGGGCAGGGAGGUGCGGGACCUGUGGGUGGACAGGGUCCUAGAGGAAUGGGGCCUGGAACUCCAGCAGGAUAUGGUAGAGGGAGAGAAGAGUAUGAAGGCCCAAACAAAAAACCCCGAUUUUAGAUGUGAUAUUUAGGCUUUCAUUCCAGUUUGUUUUUGUCUUCUCUUGUUUAGAUACCAAUCUUUUAAAUUCUUGCAUUUUAGUAAGAAAGCUACCUUUUUAUGGAUGUUAGCAGUUUAUUGACCUAAUAUUUGUAAAUGGUCUGUUUGGGCAGGUAAAAUUAUGUAAUGCAGUGUUUGAAACAGGAUUUUUUCCCCCUUUUUCCUUUUUUUUUUAAAUCUGUAUAAUGUCCCUCGAGUUACGGCAGUGUAUCUUGUGCCACUG
This is a messenger RNA of Vicugna pacos (alpaca), 1643 nucleotides long. RefSeq names its product splicing factor proline and glutamine rich (gene SFPQ). NCBI's taxonomy places the organism in Eukaryota, Metazoa, Chordata, Mammalia, Artiodactyla, Camelidae. The record is from RefSeq and is a predicted model, not a curated record. Gene Ontology annotation, molecular function: RNA binding.